AUGUUCAACGUCGUCGCGAUAAGCCCAUCAUGGGUGUUUUGGGGUGUUGCCGCCCUCGUUUUGCUAGGCAUCUGGAUGUAUGGAAUGUCCUCGGAUAUUCCCUUUAUCAAAGGGAUCCCAGAGAUGCCAUCGUCGCUUCCAUUCAUCGGGCAUCUUCACCUUCACGCAGGCGUAUCAGGUGUCAAUGAUGGCGCUCUGUGGUCUUCCUGGGCUAGGAAGUUCGGCUCAGAUCUUCUUCAGGUCAAAUUUGGCAGAAACAGAGUUGUCAUCGCCAACAGCUUCGACGCAGUCAAAGAACUUUUCGUGACAAACGGACAUCUCACAUCUGCAAGGCCGGAGCAAUUUGUGUUUGAAAGAUACAUUGGGUAUGACCUUGGUUCUCACUCACUGGACGAGAACUUCAAGCCACAACGACUCGCAGCACUUAAAGCUGUGAAGCCACAUGAAUGGCCACGAUUCUACCCUGGACUUGACCGAGAAGGCGACAAACUGAUCAUCAGUUUAGCAGAACAAGGUGAUUACGGCCGGGCAUCUCUCAAUCCUCUCAAACUGCUACAGAUCGUUGCCAUGAACCUUGGGUUUCAGAUUACCUUUGACAAGAAAUUUGACGAUGCCCAUGAUCCGUGGUUCCGGGAAUACAUCGAAAAUGCUAUGAAAAUCACAACAGUACGUGGUGCAUCCAAUACUUGGGCAGACUUUGUGCCUAUUCUUCGAUUCACACCGAAGUUUCGUCGGCAGGCGCGUCUGGCCGAGGAAGCGUCGAAAAAGAGGUCGGCAAUGAUACUAGAGCUCCUUCAGGGCCUCAAGGCCCGGAUCGACCAAGGAGAACACCCAGAUUGUAUUGCUGCAUCAGUUCUGACCGACCCAGAAGCAAAACUUACCCUUCCAAAUGCGAUAAAGUGUUGCACUUCAAUGCUUCAAGGGGGAACUGAAAGCCUGCCGAGUCACAUCUGUGCAGGACUUGGUGGCCUUGUGGCACCCGGAGGCAAAGAACUUCAAGAUCGGGCAUUACAGGAGAUCUUGGAACACUACCCCGACGGAGAUGCCAAAGUCCAUGCUUUCAGCGAGGAAAAAGUACCAUUUGUCGCAGCAUUGUACAAGGAAAUCCUUCGAAAUUAUGUCGUCUUGCCAUUCAGUCUCCCACACGAGGCUAGCGCGGAUAUCACUCUGAAAUCCGGUGUGACCAUUCCGAAAGGGACUCGACUGUACAUGAACUCCGAAGCCGCAAAUCAUGAUGGGGAGUACUUCGGAAAGACGGUCGACGAAUUUGAGCCAGCACGCUGGCUGGAUCCGGAGAUGAACAAAGGAGGCAUGAACUAUUUCUCGUAUGGCGUCGGGCCACGAAUCUGCCCAGCCUGGUCAAUCGCGAAUCGCAUCAUGUACGGAUUGUUGUUGCGCAUCCUGCUUGCUUUUGAGCUAGAAAUGGACCCGGCAGACCCACCGCCAAAGUCAUGGAAGACGUUUGGUAGUACGCCGAGUGGAGUCUUGAACGCACCAAAGAUGUUCAAGGUGCGAUUUGUCCCUCGAAAUGAGGAGCAAUUGAAGCAAGAGGUGAACGAAAUGAAGACGAAAAUGGGGCAAAGGUAG
This is a messenger RNA of Exophiala mesophila, 1587 nucleotides long. RefSeq lists its product as uncharacterized. Gene Ontology annotation, molecular function: monooxygenase activity; heme binding; oxidoreductase activity, acting on paired donors, with incorporation or reduction of molecular oxygen. The record is from RefSeq and is a predicted model, not a curated record. NCBI's taxonomy places the organism in Eukaryota, Fungi, Ascomycota, Eurotiomycetes, Chaetothyriales, Herpotrichiellaceae. The transcript is spliced from 5 exons. The coding region runs from base 1 to 1587 and encodes 528 amino acids.